This is a messenger RNA of Rattus rattus (black rat), 731 nucleotides long. RefSeq names its product nuclear protein 2, transcriptional regulator (gene Nupr2). Bases 40 to 351 code for a protein of 103 amino acids. The transcript is spliced from 2 exons. The record is from RefSeq and is a predicted model, not a curated record. Gene Ontology annotation, biological process: negative regulation of cell cycle; negative regulation of cell population proliferation; regulation of transcription by RNA polymerase II. Lineage: Eukaryota; Metazoa; Chordata; Mammalia; Rodentia; Muridae. Gene Ontology annotation, cellular component: nucleus.
GUAGCCAGCGGCGGCGGCGGCGGGCGGAGCGCAAUAGCGAUGGACUCUCCAGUUCGUCCUCCUGUCUCCCGCCCAAGGACUCGAGGCCGCCCGCCGCCGCCGCCGGAGGCACUGCCCACUGUCGGCUUAGAAGAGGAGCUGUACGAUUGCCUAGACUACCACUAUCUGCGUGACUUCCCGGCCUCCGGGGCUGGACACAGCAAGGGCCGGACGCGGCGCGAACAGCAGCUACGCACCAACUACACAGUGCCCGGCGGCCACGAGCGCAAGGUGGCACAGAUACUGCUCAACGGGCAACGCAAGCGGCGCCAGCGCCAGAUGCAACCGCGGCCACGCACACGCCUCGCAUGAACGGGAACCUGAGACAGGAGGAUCUUGAGUUGGAGCCCAGCCUGGACAAUAUUGUGAGUUUCAGAAUCCCGUGGGACUGGAGUGAUACCUCAUCUCAAGAGGAGAGAAGACAAGUAACUUCUAGUGCUCUUCCGAAGACUUGGGAGAAUCAUUGAUUUUUGUUUCUGUCUUAUUUCCUACAGGAAACCUGGAAGACCUGCUAAAAGUAUUUUCCAACUCUAACUGAGGUCCUCCGUGUUGGUCAACUGGACUUUUUGACAGUGUUUUAAGUUUACUGCUCUAGUCUUUUUUUCCUCACUAAUUAAUUAUUAAAUAAGUAGUUUCCUAGUGGGUAUACCUUUUUAGGGUUUUCAAUUAAAAGAGGAACAGCAAGAAUGUAA